This is a messenger RNA of Xyrichtys novacula (pearly razorfish), 5600 nucleotides long. The record is from the annotation of a GenBank genome assembly. NCBI's taxonomy places the organism in Eukaryota, Metazoa, Chordata, Actinopteri, Labriformes, Labridae.
GGUUUUUUGUUGCGGUUUUUGGUCUUUGGGUCCGCCAUCUUGCGCUGCAUCUGGGUACUCUUGGUUUUUUGUCUUUGGGUCCGCCAUCUUGCGCUGCAUCUGGGUACUCUUGAACCUUUUAGGUCCUGCUUCGAAAAAUACAAUGUAAUAGUUUUCAACUUUUAUUGAAACCACUACCUUUGAUCACCGUGAGUUUCAUUUCAAGCUUUUCAUUUCGAAUGAGAGGGACCAUAAAAGAUCCAUUAUCUUUUUGGGCUAUCGGUUAAGAUUUAAAACACCCCUACCUUCCUAUAUUUUUUAAUUUAAUUUUUUAUUUUAAAUCAUUAUUUGUGUGCUAUAACUCGUGUGAGUUUGGACAUUUUUAAGAUAAACGCAACACGCAUAUCAUAAUUUUUUGCUCCUGAAGUAUAUCUUCCGGUUCAAAGGUCAUAGUUACUCCAGGUCAAUGUGUCCUUCCACACGUGUUUUCUGUAAUCUUCAGUAGAGACUGUGACAGGGAGCUAGCCGGCUGUUGCCAGCAGUCACACACUUAACCUAUUUCCUUUAACGCUUACUUUUUCCUUCAAUAUUUAAUCACAGUCAUGCUAAAGUCGGUGGUUCGUGCGGUGGGAGCAGCUGUUCGUCUCUCCUCAGCCACCACAUCCACAGCGCGAGCUCUGCCGCUCAGCUGCCCGACCCUCUGCGCUCCAAGCUCGGCAACGACUCGGCCCUUUACCCGGUCUCUGUGGAUGUACAGUAACAGCGGAGCCUCGUCGGGAUACAGACCAAAACUUUUCAGUUCCAAUGUGUUGAAUCCCUCACUCUCAUGUGGGUGUGGAGGACUUCACACAGAAGGUAAAGUUUUUAUUUAUGUACGGAGACCAGCUAAGGCUGGCUAGCUGGACUAGCUGGGCUAGCAUGAGGCAAUAUCACAUGAGAACAGAGAGAUUGAUCUGAGCUGCUCUGAGAAGACCUAAAGUUUACAGAUGACUUGGUUUUAUUUUUUUCACUAAUAUCUAAACCGUUCGACUCUAGUCAGUGUGGUUUUUAUUCUUUAGAGGGCCAAGAAGGUUGUGAGCCUAGAAGGUUCACUGUGAGCAGCUAGCUUUCACCUUGACUCAUGCGUUUAGGUACAGAGUGGGUAAAAGCAGGAGGAGCAGGGAAAAACACAAGGAGCUUCAAGAUGUUCUUACUCAGUGUCUUUGUCGACACGUAAUGAUUGAAUGAGUUAAUCUGUUUUAGUCUACUGAGGACUUAUGAAAUCAAUCACCAUACACACCAUAGUCAACAUUUCUAAUUAAAUUAUAACAUGAAACUGUUCACCAUGCUUCCAACUGUUAGGUUUAAUUGUUCAUAUGUAAAUAUAUAAGAGUAUAACAAUAAUCACACAAAGUUAUAUGUGUGUAUUUAAGAUAUUGACUUUAAAAUGUGGAGGUUUAAGGUACUUUAAUGAUUCAACGUGUAAAGGUUAAGCGUUUCCAGAGGUGAGUAUGUGCUCUGGGAGUGAACUUGCCAAACCAGGGGAUAGAGGAUGUAGUUUUGCUCGAGGCAUUUUAAAAGUGUAUUUGUGUAUUUAACACGUGAGCCUACAAAUAUAAAUAGCCUAAAAAAUGUGCAGUUGGUGUGGUAGAAAUCUGUAGAUAACUCAUGUUUAAGCACUGAAAUAACAACAUAAAGCACUUAAACUUACAACAGAGUUCAGUUUACAUAUAAUGUGUAGGAAUUAGUUUAACAAAAAGAAAAACAUCACGAUUUUGAACAAACAGGAAUUUUUGCUUAACAGUAAAACUAACAGUUUUGUAGGAGAAAGUUUCUGUGUAGUUAAUGUGUUGACAGCAAGGAGUUUCUUCAUGUAAAAAAACACAGUUUUAGCCAAGCUUGUAAAACUUACUGUACUUUGCUUUUAUUGUAGUAUUUUGUUCUACAUUUGACACAGGUGACAAAGCAUUCGGUGAGUUCCUGUCUGAUGAAAUCAAAGAGGAAAAGAAGGUCCAGAAAAGUAAAAGCCUUCCUAAAAUGUCUGGAGGAUGGGAACUGGAGAUGAACGGCACAGAGGCUAAACUCUCAAGGCAUAUGGCAGGAGAAAAGUAAGGUUUGCUGUGUUGGUAUUCUUUGAUGUUGUUGGUGGUUGUGUGCACCUUGACAAGCUUUUAAUCCGUACAUUUUUUUUAUUUACAGAGUCACUGUCUCAUUUAACGUCAACAACAGCAUCCCUCCUAACUUUGAGGAGGAGGCAGAGCAGGGACAGCAGAAGCCUGCGGAAGAAGAGGUGAGUCUGACACCUUGUUGAGAACGUAACGGGCGUCAUUUGGAGGAAGCUACUUCACCCAAGAGAAAAAUAUGUGAUGCUAUGAAAUAAAGUCCUGUGAGAAAGAGUUUUCUGACAUCCUUGUGUCAGUAUGAUCAAAGUAAUGUCUUUAUUUCUGAAGCACCAAUAAGUACAAGCCUGAAAAGUGGUUUGAUGAGCAUGUCAGUCACAAAACACAGCAGGCAAUGAAAGGACCAUGUGAGCAGACAUAGCAAGGCAAAAACAGGUCAGGAUAAAAGAUGAAAAAACAUGAAAAUGCAGUGAAGAGGAGACAGACUGAAGAGUAUGGAAGGAGUGAAAAACAAAAGAAUGAAUGAAAAAGUAAAAGCAAGGAAAAGUAAUGAAUAAAUAUAAGUUAAGUUUUAAAAGACUAAAUUAAUAAAAGAAAGAAAUGAUCUAAUGUAAUAAAAGCAGUAAAUUGAAGAAUAAAGUUUAGAAAACAAAAUAAAAAGUUUAAAAGAUUUCAAAAGGCAGUAGAAAUGACUGAUCCAAACAGCCCCGCAAUAUUUUGCUGUUAAAUAGUAAUUUCGGCAUCUUUUCAACUCUUUAAUUUGCUCAAAGGAAUGUACUAAUCCAUUCAUGAGCUGCUAGAAAGAGUGAAACUGUCACUGACCAAAGACAAGCAGACAUUAGCUCUGCUGAUUAAUUCAAUUGUCAAAAGUAAGAGGCCAAGAAAUCUUGUUACUGAGCCAAGUAGCCUAGCUACCAGAGCGUCACACUGGGCCCUUGUCACCCCCAAGUACCUGGAAGCAGCAGUGAAUUUAAUCCAGACACAGUUCCUGGUGAAGGUGAUGAACUAUCAGAUCUGUGAGCACAUUUUAAGAAUACAACUUGAGGUUCAGUUUUUGUACAGUCUCCGUGGGGAGUUUUUUGUUUUUACUUUAAUGAAUUGAUUGCAAUUCCUACUUUCCAUGAAAAAAAGAGAGUAAACCGUCAGCAACAAGAUUGACUACCUUUAUUCUUAAAUAUUUAAUAUCUGAAACUAGUGCUAGUGGGUGUUGGCCAUGCUGCUGUAGAGACUGCACUGUUCUUACAAGUUUCACAAAAAUAUUCACUAUAACUGAAACAUUUGACCAUCACAAGCCAGCAGGAGGAGAUAUGACUUAAGCCAAAGUGGACAGAAAGUGCCUUACUGGAGCUUUGAGUCAUGCAAGGCUUAAAUUUUUUCUUACAACCUCAGUCCCCACAAACUUUCAGAGGUGUGUGUGGAAUUUCAAGAGUCGUGGCUGCAUUGGCUUUGUAAAACCAUGUUUGACACAGCCCAUUACUAAUUUAUGGCUGAUGAAGGAUUAAAAAUUUGUUUUUCUCUUUACAGCCAGAAAUCGUGUCAUCACCCAACUUUGUGGUUGAAGUUACGAAACAGGCGGCAAAAAAUUCCCUGGUGUUUGACUGCCAUUUCCCUGAAGAUGAGGUGACUAAAAACAACUUAAAUUUACAGCUAUAAACUUAUUUGAUGUGAGAAAACUCACAGUAGAAGUGUUUGUUUCAGUCAUACUCAAAAAGUCUCUUUUUAUGUAGAUGGGUCAUGGUGAGGGAGAAGAGGAGAGCGACAUCUUCGCCAUCCGGGAGGUCAGUUUCCAGCCAGAGGGAGAUUCUGAUUGGAAGGAGACCAGCUACACACUUAACACAGACUCUCUGGACUGGGUAAGACAUGGGACAGAGUAAUACAAAGUUAAUACAGCUAAUAAUAGUUCCCGAAGCUAAUAACAUCAGACCUUUCAAAUGAAAAUAACUUGGAAUGAAAUAACUCAUGUUUCCAGGCUCUUUACGAUCACCUGAUGGACUUCCUGGCUGACCGUGGGGUGGACAACACGUUUGCUGAUGAGCUGAUCGAGCUGAGCACUGCUAUGGAACAUCAGGAGUACAUCAAGUUCCUGGAAGACCUCCAAGGCUUUGUGAAAUGUAACUAAUGUUAGAUACUAAUGCCCUGUUCAUGAAAGCACACCUUGGGAAGUUGGAGGUGUGAUUAUACUCAGCAGCACUGAUGAUUGAUUGAUACUUUUGGCACUCUAAAGACACCUUCGAUCCUUUGCUUUAGUGUCAAGAACUGUGAGCCAUACUGCCAGCAGUGGUCACAUUAACACUCAGCUGCAAAUGUUCUCUCUUUGUUGAAAUGUGAGUUUAUUUUUCUGUAACUUAAUUUAAAUAUAUGAAGGUCAUAUAUAGAUACAUAGUGCAGGUCAGAAACAAUCAUUACAAUACAAUGUCUCCACAUAAAGUCUUCCCUGCAAUGCUCAAACAUAGUCUAAUUAAUAUUUGUUAAGCAGCCCUGAAGCCAGUAAAAAGUCCGUCGAUGUAUACUCAAAUCAGAAGUUAGAAUAAAACGACAAUAAAUCCAAUCCCCACUCCGAUGGUCCAAACAGUCCUGCUUGAGCUUUCUUUUUUGCUGCUUUUGGCUGAAGACUUCAUGUUGACACAUACUGAUUUGACUGUGUAUUAUGUGAGGACUUAGUUUGAAUGGUGUACAACAGACUGUGGUUUGAGAAUGAAAGAUCAGUAUCUAAUAAAAGCAGUUUGAUAUAAGAGUUUGUUAGCAGCCUUUUUUAACCCCACUCGAAGCAGAGAGUUAGGAUGAUUUUAAAGGUUCAUGAGUGACAUCAGAAAAUACUGGAAUAUUUAUAGUGGUGGGUUUGAAUUAGUUAUUUUUCCACAAGGCCAACAAUCCCUGAGUAGAAAAAGACUAACAGUUCCUUCUCCUGGUUUGGGACCAGGUCGGAUUUGCAAGGACCCAGAAAAAUACAAGCCCACAUAAGUUUGACCUACUUUUAGAUGAUUUCAACUUUUGUGUUUAAUGCUUAGAAAAGUCAAAUGGAAGCUCCAGAUGAACAAAAUAAAUAUACUACUUGUAAGGAAGAUGACAAUGCAUGGCAUCUCUUGAUUAGUAAUUUCCAUUUUUUACUGAUAUUUACUGUUACAGCAGCCCCGUGACCCAAUACAAUAAACUAUAACACAGUCAAAACUUGGCCAUGGGAUUCAUGAUAAAUACACAAAGAAUGAAAUAAUUAUCAGCUAAAGAAUAACUGAACAAGACAACCACAACAUAACCUAAACAUAAGAAUCCCCUGGAUGAGAGGUUACAGGGCAGCAGGCCCCCUCCUUCUGCCCUGAGACACUGCAGGUAGCUUUCAAGGUUUUCAAACAUACAUCCAUAGUACCAAUCACCUGGUUCUGAGUGUUUAUAGUCUGAGAGCUGCCUGCAGUAACCAGAGGUGUUUAGUUCUUUGUGCUGUGGUUGAUUUGUCCAUACUUUAAUUUUUGUUUAUCAUUUAAUUCUUUGUGUGUUCAUUAUAAUAAAACCCAUGGCCAAGUUCAA